CUUUUCUCCUUUUCUUUCCAGACAUGCAGAAUUACUUUGUGCAGCCAUAGAUGUGUCUCUCAGCUGCACUGCCUCUGCCUUCCCUCUUUCCAGAUGCUGACAGGCUCUGAAUCGGCAGACAGAGAGAAACAGCUCCUCUCCUAUCUGCGUGGUAACUGGACGGGGGAUGAAUAGCAGCCGAGGAGAAAGAGCAAAGUUGGUUAUUUUUCUGGCACAUGGAUGCAAUUACGCGGAGCACAUUCCAGAGGCGUUACUUUGAAUUUUGAGCAGGUCUGCUUGCCAUUCCCGAGUGGAAAGAAAUUUUUAAAAAGGGAAGAAAAGUCUCUCUCGCUCUCUCUCGAAGACGGAAUGUCUGCACUUUCUAUCUUGAUUCUAGCUACCUGCACCACUUGGAUGUCACAAGCCCAGACACUAUUUACGAGAGUGGCCGAAGCAAACGUCACUCUGCCCUGCCACCAUCAGCUGCACCUUCUGGGGCCCACAAGCCUGGACAUAGAAUGGCUGCUGCAGGAUUCUGAAGCUGACCCCAAAGUGGUGAUCACUUACGCAGGAGACCGUAUCUACCCUGACUUUAUUAAAGAACAAAAGGGUCGUGUUUCAUUUGCCUCCAACUUCCGGGCAGGAGAUGCCUCCUUGGAGAUUUCUUUUCUGAAACCAAGUGAUGCUGGGCUGUACACGUGCAAAGUUAAAAAUGCUGGGCAUUACGAGUGGAAUCACAUCACUCUGGAAGUUCUGGAGAAACCUUCCAAACCUAAAUGCUGGAAAGAAGGAGAGAUGUCUGAAGGAAAAGAAAUCACGUUACAAUGCAAUUCUGCCUCGGGCACAAAGCCCAUAACCUAUCAGUGGAAACGUAUAAUUGACGAGGAGGGGAAAACUGGAUCCCUUCCACCCAUGACACGAAUCAACUUUUCCAAUCCAGCACAAAUCAUGAUGAAGAAUCUCACACGGUUGGAUUCAGGGUCAUACCAAUGCACUGCCUCCAACGACGCAGGACAGGACAGCUGUACUGUGCAGGUGACCGUGCUGUCAGAUGCACGGAAUCUCGGCAUAAUUGCUGGAGCAGCCUGUGGAGCGAUUGCAGUCCCCAUCCUUGUCUUCCUGACAGCAUGGCUGACGAUCAGGAGGAAAGAGAAGAACAAAUAUGAAGAAGAGUCUCCAAAUGAAAUCAGAGAAGAUGCAGAGGCACCAAAAGCCCGAUUAGUCAAGCCUGGCUCCUCUUCUUCUGGUUCCAGAAGUUCACAUUCGGGUUCCUCCUCCACAAGAUCAACAGCAAACAGUGCCUCCCGCAGCCAACAGACAUUGUCAACAGAGGCUACCCCUCAUAUAACUCCAACGCAACACAGCCAGGUGGAUAUUGAUAGCAGGGAAAUUGAGCCAAAGAAAAUUAACAACAACCUGGUGAAAACAGAAGUCACAUCAACCAUGGUGCCUGCACAAAGUAGGGCUUUCCAGACAGUCUGAACCUCCUUAUCUGUUCAGAUAUCCAGAACUCACAGAGAACACCAGCCAUAUACCAGUAGCUUAGUGUGUUUACCUAAAACCAACUUUCCUCCUACAUUCACUCACUGAACACACAACAAAACCCCUCACUCAGUAUUCUCGCAUAUUCCAUUCUGAAUACAGCUACAGACCUGAAAAGGGAACUCACGUUGAAAAAAUUUACUUCCUUUUUGCUAUCAAUUCUUAAAAAGAAAUGUUGAUAUUUUAAGAGCUGAAAAGUGACACUGGUAUCUGGAACAAUCUUUUUUAUGAGACACAGAUACUCCAACAGAAUUCUGAAGGGGACAGAGUUUGCACAGUUCUACAUGAAAUACAUACAUUCAUGGGCAAUUAUGUUCUCAGCUGUGCCACCAGCUUCACUGAUGAAAUUAUUUUGAUCAACUUCAAAGGGAAAUGACAGUCACGUUGCAUGCAGACUUUUGCUGAAUUACGUACAGUAGAAUGUUACAGCACCAAAAGAGAAAUUUGUUCCUUGAAAUACCAAUAAGCAGAGAUUAAAUUUUCCUGUUCACUGGCGAGAACUUCUUUGAACAGACAGGACAUUAGAGGAUACAUAUAAUUUUUAAAAAACUUGGUAUGAUCAGUAUGAUCAAGCCAAAUUUGUCCUUUCUCUCUAAAAAGCCAUUCCACUGAAGUGAAAGAAAUCAUAUAUUAAUGAACCACUAGGACACAAAAUCAGAUCAAAAACCUUGUUUUCUUUAAGUCUUUUUAAAAAAAAUUAACAUAGAAAUCUCUGGAAGAAAAAUAUGGAUGGUAAACUUCCCUCCUUUAUUUCAGAAAGGCGGACAUUUAGGACAAAUAUUGCCAAAGCUUUAUUUUUCAAAACAAAACCAGAACACGGGCAAUAAUGUGAUAAGCAAACCUUCUUGUUAACAUCUAAGGUUACUCAUGGCAAUUUUGAAGCAACUGUUCAGACAUACAAUCUUAAAGGAACCACAAAGCCAAUGAAAAGCACAUUAACUACUGAAACAGCAGAACACAUUGGCAGUUGUCACUAAUGUUAAGAAUUCAGCAAUCUCUCCAAAGAAGGAAGACACAAGAAAAUCAGUGUAACUUGAUAUAAUAUAUAUGUGUAUAAAUUGGUCUGAUUUAAAGUGUUUACCAUCCCGUACCUGGUUACCAUGGGGAUUACUUCAUAAUAUUCUUAAGCACUGGGGAACUGUCAUUGUCAGUAAAAAAAUAAUUAACUAGUUCUGGCCUGUGGUUGCUUAAGGUGCACUAGGAAACCUCUAAUAGCUGCUUAGGGUGCAUUAGUGGAUCACUGAGACAUUGUCAAUAACAAUGAAACAUUAGAGACAUUAUGUAUGAAAGUGAAUUUUUAAAGUGACUUUUUUAAAGGAAACCAUAGAAAAUAACAGGGGAAAUAUCUAUUUAGGGGUCAAAAUAUGGAAAUACUUGGAAGUAUGGAAAGACCUAUUCUCCAGUAUUAUUACAACUGAGUAUGCAUGAUUAUCUAAAUUACUCCCCCUUCUCAAUCAAGGAUGCAACUGAAGAAUCUUAACAUAGAGAAAACCAAACCAAACACAAGGUCUAUGGACAGCUGGGCAGAAAUUUAUCAAGUAGAUCAUGACAGAGUGGUAAAAAGAUUAUGAUUUAACCCAAGCUGUUUCCAGCAAAUUCCAACUAAGACGCUGUUUAGCGCAUGUGUUAGUCAGUAUCAAUUGAACUACUCUAAAUUAGGUCCUCUGUUAAGAACUUUCCACACAACAUAAUUGUUAUCCUUACUAUGGCCCCGGCCACACGGACCGGA
This is a messenger RNA of Gekko japonicus, 3250 nucleotides long. It is a transcript of the gene CLMP, whose product is annotated as CXADR-like membrane protein. NCBI's taxonomy places the organism in Eukaryota, Metazoa, Chordata, Lepidosauria, Squamata, Gekkonidae. The transcript is spliced from 7 exons. Gene Ontology annotation, cellular component: cytoplasmic microtubule; cell surface; membrane. The record is from RefSeq and is a predicted model, not a curated record. The coding region runs from base 220 to 1461 and encodes 413 amino acids.